GUGUACUCGAUGUGGAUGUUGGUUUACUGUCAAAAGAAUUUGUAGGUUCAGAGAGAGAGAGAGAUGGCUGUUUCUAUGUGAACUGUAUGUAGAACGUAAACAUAGAUGCCUGCAUUAAAGAUGCAUGCGUUUAAAGAAGGCCGUUCCUCACAGUGCAAUCUAAAAAGCCAUGUGAAGGAGUGGACUGAAUUUUCCGAACAGCUUUUGGAGAGAGUGAGAGUAUUAUUAAGAUAAGAGAGUUGAAGAUGCACGGAAAUAAAUAUCUGCCUGGUGUGUUGUUAAAUGUACCAUGCAAGAUAUUUUAAAACCUGUGUGAAUCCUAGUCUGGCCUUAGAUGAAUUUUGAGGGUUGUUCAUGAGAUUGUUCAGUGGAGAAGCAUCUGGUUGCCUGUAGAAAGUGCAUUCUCCAAGUAAAGCAGGAAAAAUUGAUAAAUUCACUAAAAGGUCCAAGAAUCUAAGCUUCUAUAAGGCAGCUUUCUAGGUUUUAAUUUCAAGCAAAACAAACAAACAAACAGCCUUUUCCUAAUACAGGACCUUGACUUAUUCACGGCAGACUUAAUUCUAUAUCCAAAUAUACAGCUAUGAUUGUUCAUCCCAAUAUAUAUAUAGCCAUACCUUACAACUAUCUGUCUACUAUAAGCUUUUUUGUUUUGUUUAAGGCAGGGGUUUUCCCGUAACUUACGGUAUUUUGAAGGCCAAGAGCUAUGCUUGGUCUUUGAGAAAUAUACAGGAGGUGGUAUUUAGUAAGAUCUGCAGCUCCAGGAAAUAUUAUUUACUUUAAUAGAAGAUUUCCUGGAACCUGCUCUUUUGCUCGCUCUCUCUCUACUUUUUAAUCUAGUUUGCUUCCAAAAUAUGAUUAGUGCACAACAUGUAGAAAAAGGCCACCAAUGGGUUAAAAUAUUUCCAGGGUAAAAUGUAUUUAUGAAAAACCAUGUUUAUGAACUACAGUAAAUGCCCAAGGAGAGGGAUAAUGGGGGAGGCCUAGACAUCUCUUUUCUCAUGAAGUAACCUGACCCAGAAAUGGGAAAUCUGUGGGCCUCUCCCACUCCCAGAUGUUGGACUGCAGUGCCUAAGACUAGUCACCAAGGACAUUUAUUGAGGAGUAUGGAAUUGCAGCUGAGAUAUCUGAAGAGCAGAAUUGUCAAAUGAGAUAUGAGAACUUGAAAUGACUUGCUGGGCACUAGAUUUAGGAAAAUGGUAGAAUGAAGGAAUGUGCCCCUAAUCUAGAUUACAAAGAAUGUACUUCUAUGAGAUAUAGAGAUACUGGUGUAUAUGAUUUUAGUUGUGUUUAAGAGACGGGGCAGGGAACUGGUGGUGCUUCACAAUGUUGAGCUAUAAUUCUUGUCAACUUCAGUCAAUGCAGUGUGUGGGUUGAUAGGCACAGAAAAAUUGAGGGAGAAAAAGAUAUACCAGUGGCUGUUACUCAUAAUAGCUAAGAGAUUCUUCAGUAGAAAGGAAGCAUGAUUGCCAGAUACUGAAACCAGGCCAAGAGAGAAGAUAUGUAUGUUUAUGAAGCCUUCUUUCAAUCACUGAAAGUUGUAGGAUACUAGACCAGGUGAAGUUUUGGUCUGACCCAGCAUUUAAUGAUCUAUUUGUAUUCAUUCUUCGCGCUAGAGGACAGCAAUUUACAGAGUUUUUUCCUGUUAAUUUUCCCCUUUGGCUUCAUGGGGUUGAUGUUAAUUUCUAUAUUUGGGGAAUAAAUACCGGAGGAACACAAGUGGGCAAACAACCCUUACCAAACACUACCGUCCAUCUUCAUUACAAAUCUGAACUGGCGCAAUUGGACUUUUGAAGUUCUUGUCAAUAGAAUUCCUAGAUGCAGACUUGGAAAAAUAAUGGUUCAAUUCAAAGAUUUGGAAUACAGCAGUACCUUGGUACUUGGUACUCAAUUGCUUAGUACUCAACUGCUUUGAAACUCAUCGAAUUUGGUACUCAACGCAUUUUGAUUUGAAAAUUUUGUCCCGGUACUCAUCAUUUGUUUGGUACUCAACACACAACCUAGAACUUGUUGUUGUCAGCUGCCUUAUUUCUUGUGGGGAAAAUUUUGAUUGGUACUCACCAUUUUUGGUAUUCAUUGAGCCUCCCUGAACCAAUUAACGAUGAGUACUGAGGUACCACUGUGUUUCACUAUAGUUUUGCUAAAGCAUUUAAGUUUCUUUUUCAUUAUAAGUGAAAUUAGCUUUGGUUUCUCCAACUUGAUUUCUUCCAGGCAGCUGAACUACAACUCUCAUCAUUCUCAUCAAGAAUGGAAUAUCUUCCAAGCAUCAGUCAACUUCAGGGCUAAAUGGAGAUUUGCUCUACUCAAACCCAACAUCCAAUGUUUUACGUCUCAGUUGCCUUUGCCUUUCUUAACUCAUUAACUAUUCUUCCCUUCCACCUCCACUCAUACUUUUAUUAUGUAUUUAUGCUUGCAGUCAACUCCAGAUUCAGGCAGUCCUGGGCAGCCAGCUCCUUUUCCUUCUGCCCCACGGCCACCACCACCAAUUCUACCCCCUCCAUUUAUGCCUCCUCCUGGGAUCCCACCACCAUUUCCACCCAUGGGAUUGCCCCCAAUGGGACCACGGCCACCUCCCAUGCCGCCUAUGCCCCCCGGCAUGAUGCCACCUCCCCCUCUGAUUCCACCUAUGCCUGGACCACCACCCCUGGGUCAGAUGCCCACGAUGGUGCCACCAAUGCUGCCUGGGAUGAUCAUGCCGGGGGUGCCAGCUGGACCUGUUCCUGUUUCUGGAGGAGCAGCUCCUGUUACUGACCCAUCCAACACCACAGUGACUCAAGCACCACCUGUGAUCCCCAACCCCCUGGCAGGCGCUAUGCAACAAAAUGUAAUUCUUGGUGGAUCUCCUGUGUUGGAUACAGGCCGAAAGAAGCCAGCAUGGAGUGAUCAUAAAGCCCCUGACGGGCGGAUCUAUUAUUAUAAUGCUGAAACCAAACAAUCAAGUUGGGAAAAGCCAGAUGAACUCAAGUCUAAGGCAGAGAUCUUGCUGUCACGCUGUCCUUGGCGUGAGUAUCGCUCAGAAACUGGGAAAUCCUAUUACUACAACACUCAGAGCAAGGAGUCACGUUGGACCAGGCCACGAGAGCUAGAUGAUAUUGAAGCAUUGAUCAAGGAGGAAGAGGAGGAAGCAGAAAGGCAACAGCUACCUCAGCAACCGGAGCCGCCAUUGUCGGGCCCUGCCAGUCCCACCCCGUCUUCCGCAGCCACCUCAGACACGGAAGGCACCGGGGGUGUUGAAGAGACCCCAGGGACUGAGGGAGUCCCGACUGCUGUUGAGGAGGAGGUCACCAGCAGUUGUGAUCCCCUCCGGAGAGAUGAAGAAGAUCGUGGCAGUGGCAGUGCCUGGAGCAACAAAGAGGAAGCUAAACAAGCUUUUAAGGAGCUGCUCAAAGACAAGGGUGUUCCAGCUAGUGCAUCCUGGGAACAGGCCAUGAAGCUUAUUAGCAGUGACCUCCGUUUCAGUGCUUUGCCCAAGGUGAGUGAGAAGAAGCAGGCAUUCAAUGCCUACAAGGCUCAACGGGACAAGGAAGAAAAGGAAGAGGCCCGGCUGCGGGCAAAGGAGGCAAAGGAAGAACUGCAACGCUUCUUGGAAGAACACAGCAAAAUGAAUUCUACCACCCGCUACAGGAAAGCUGAGCAAAUGUUUGGUGAGCUGGAAGUGUGGGCCAUGGUGCCUGAAAGGGAUCGCAAGGAGAUCUAUGAUGACGUUCUUUUUUUUCUGGCCAAGAAAGAGAAGGAGCAUGCCAAGCAGCUCCGCAAAAGGAACAUUCAAGCUCUGAAGAGUAUCCUGGACAGCAUGAGCCGUGUCAGCUUCCAGACCACUUGGUCUGAGGCCCAGCAGUACCUAAUGGACAACCCCAGCUUUGCCGAAGACGAAGACUUGCAAAACAUGGAUAAGGAGGAUGCCUUAAUCUGCUUUGAGGAACACAUCCGGACGUUGGAGAGGGAGGAGGAGGAGGAACGUGAACGGGGUCGAUUACGGGAGAGGCGUCAGCAGCGGAAGAACAGGGAAGCCUUCCAGGCCUUCUUGGACGAGCUUCACGAAAGCGGACGCCUUCACUCCAUGUCCACUUGGAUGGAGCUGUAUCCCUCCCUCAGCACCGACCGACGCUUUGCCAACAUGUUGGGCCAACCUGGCUCCACCCCACUCGACCUCUUUAAAUUCUACGUUGAAGAUCUGAAGGCCCGGUUCCAUGAUGAAAAAAAGAUCAUCAAAGAUAUUCUCAAGGACCGGAGCUUCAGUGUGGAAGUAAAUACAACCUUUGAGGACUUUGCUCAUGUCAUCAGUUUUGACAAACGUGCUGCCACGCUGGAUGCUGGCAACAUAAAGUUAACUUUCAACAGUCUGCUGGAAAAGGCUGAGGCACGGGAGCGUGAACGGGAAAAGGAGGAAACCCGGAAGAUGCGGCGGAAGGAGGCCGCCUUCAAGAGCAUGUUGCGUCAGGCAGCUCCUCCCCUGGAGCCCAAUACCCCCUGGGAUGAGGUCAGAGAGCGGUUUGUCAACAAUAUUGCCUUUGAGCAGAUCACACUUGAAUCAGAACGGAUCCGCCUCUUUCGUGAAUUCCUGCAGUUGCUGGAGAGUGAGUGCCAGCAUUUCCACACCAAGGCCAAGAAGCAUGCCAAGAAGCCAAAGAAACACCAUCGCAAGCACUCUGCCUCGGGCUCAGAAUCUGGUUCAGAUCACCCCCACCGAGCAGCCAAGCGCAAGAAACGAAACCACUCAGAAUCCGCAGGUUCAGGGGCCUCAUCUUCCCCUGACUCGGAGCACAGCCCCAGGCGUGCCAAGAGGCCGAAGAAGAAGAGCAAGAAGAAACGGCACAAGUCGAACAGCCCUGAAAGCGAAGCUGAGCACAAGAAGGAGCCAAGCCGGGCAGAAGAGUGGGAGCGAGGGAAGGCGCCUCUGCGACCUGAGGGGAGGGGCCACUCCCCUCCCCGGGGCACUCGGAGGGAGCGGAGUGGUUGGGACACCUCAGAGAGCGAGGAGCUGAGCGAAGGGGAGCUGGAACGUCGGCGGCGGACUCUGCUGCAGCAACUGGGUGACCAGUAAUUGACCCCUGCCUCUUUUGAGGCACCCCCAACACGGUUGUAUGAAAAGCAUUCAGUCCUUGUUCCUGUGGCAACUCUGCCUUGUUUUAGCCUUGGUGGCAUCAAAGCCAAGUGUAUGCACUGCUCUUGCUGGACCCCGCACGUUGGGUCACAGUCUUCUUCAUUACGUUCACCUGCUUCUAAGACGGGAGCGGCUGCUCCUGCCCGUUGGCAGCAGUCAUCUCCAGCGACACCACCAGUCUACAUCAAGCAUCAGGACAGGGAGGAAAGUUCAGGUGUCCCUUGUGGAUCUGGAGGGCAUCACCAAAAUUGAAACCCGGCUCUUGGAUCAUCCAGCAGAGGAUUGGGGGAAUUGCAUCUGAGCACCAGAAUGAAUGAUGUCUGUCUCCACUCAGACUUCACCAGGGCCACACUAUCCCAGAGCCUCCUUUGGCCUAGAUGCAAAAUGGCGGCAGGAAACAGCUGAGAUACAGCAUCAGUCUUGUCAAAUCUGGAGACAAGAAUGGGCUACAUGAUCUUCUGGAAGGUUAUCACUGUGACUGGAUCCUUUUCCCUGGUUGCAGUAUCCCCUUGUGAGUUAAGGGUUUAAUGGAAUUUUUAAAACAAUAUUUAUAAUAAAUCUGGACUGAAAAUACCAAUCUAUGGCCUCCUGUAGAAAAUUAGUUUAUAUUGGUUCCAAAUGAUUUUAGGGAAAAAAAACUUCAAAGGAGUAUUUUCAUAACCUAUUGGACUGGAUCUAUGUUUGCCACUAUAAUCCCCAAAAAUAACAGGACUUGAAGGUAUGCUGGCAAGUAUAGAUCUAAAAAAGGGAAGAGAGGAUAUGCAAAUAUCCUAAAUUGGUACGUGUGGCAAAAUAGCCAUGCUGGGUGUAUAUAAAGUGAGUAUGAGAUUCAUCCAUAACCAUUGUGUGAAUAAACAAGCUACAAAUGCU
This is a messenger RNA of Pantherophis guttatus, 5971 nucleotides long. The record is from RefSeq and is a predicted model, not a curated record. NCBI's taxonomy places the organism in Eukaryota, Metazoa, Chordata, Lepidosauria, Squamata, Colubridae.